Molecule: messenger RNA, 372 nt
Organism: Funneliformis caledonium
Lineage: Eukaryota; Fungi; Glomeromycota; Glomeromycetes; Glomerales; Glomeraceae
Source: the annotation of a GenBank genome assembly
AUGUCGUACGGAAACAACACAAACAAAUUGAACUUAAUAAAAAGAAGAAGGGCAAAAAUUGCUAAAAGCUUUAGUGAUGGGAUUAAUUUUAAAGUGGACGUGGAAAUAGACGCUGAGGUCACAUACACAUUAAAAUCUGCAAAAGAUGAGAUUUUGAUAGACGAUCGUUCAAGAAGGCCGGUAUUGUUCCGAUUUGAAAGCCCUCAUUUUGAACCUACUGAUCGAAUAUAUUACAAAGUAUCUUCUGAUCUUAUUGAAGAACCACCAGUAAAUUGGAAUUGGCGUGUCGGAGAUAUUGAUUAUUUGUUGGAAAUUGAAGAUUUAGAAAAUGAAGCAAGGGAAGAGAAAGAUUUAAGUCAAUUGGAAGACUGA